UGUGUGUGUGUGUGUGUGUGAUGCAUUGUAUGUGUGUGGUAUCAGGUGACAUAAUGAAUUUGUUGAUGAAGAAAGACACAUUGAGUGAGAAGGAAACACUUUUCUAGAUGGCAGAGUCUGUGUUGGCUAUCAAUUCAUCGGUUGGGGUUCAUACAUAGAGACAUUAAAACAGCAAUGCUUACUCUACUGUUGGUACUCCUGACUACAUUGCUCCUGAGUUCUUCAUACAGACAGGCUAUACAAAGUCGUGCGACUGGUGGUCAUUAGGAGUCAUCAUGUAUGAGAUGUUGAUAGGGUGGCCGGCGUUCUGCUCAGAGUCUACACAAGAGAUGUACAAGAUUAUAAAAUGGAAAGAGAAUUUGGUAUUUCCUCCUGAGAAUCCGAUAUCUGCCGAGGCUCGUGAUCUCAUACUGAAAAUGUGUACAUCUCCUAAUGUAAGAAUCGGAAGGAAUGAUGUGACUGAGAUACAAUGUCAACCAUUUUUUCAUGAUGUUGACUGGGAACACAUUAGGUACAUACACAAUAAUUAUUGUGGUGGAUGGUGAACAUAGUCAACGAUGAAAGGCAAAAGACAGACAAACAGACAGACAGACCAGACAUUGUAGCAUUUGACCCCGACAAGGGUUGCAACGUUGACCUGGAUAUACCUCUGGCACACCCUUGGAGCUCUGAUAUUUUUCCAAGGUCAUCUGAGUCAGAUGGUGCUGCUGCAGAAAGAAGAGAAGAUAGGAAGAAGGCAAAAUAUGCAAAGGGAAAUCUGCCAGGUGGAUCAACAGUCAGUUUCAUUCCCUUAGUUAUAGAACAUUUUGGACGAUGGGGUGAGAUGGGAAACAACUUUCUGGAAAGGCUAGCCAAGAAGUCACGUGAUGAACUUGGACAACCUAAUGCUACUGAUUUUCUGGACAUAUGGAGAAAGAGAUUCUCAACUCAACUUCAGAAGUGCAAUGCAAAGGUCAUCAUGAGAAAAAUCUCAGCUCUGACAAAUCACAUUGACUGUACUGUAGAUUGCUCUACCCAGUUUUUCAGCCACUAAGUUGGUUCGGGGUAGUCUGCAUUGUUCUCUUUUAAGUGUUACAUGUUUGUUUGUUUUUAAAAUCUAGUUCUAGUAAACUCUCGUAGUUGCAGAACUUUAUAUAGUUACCUUGCUAGCAUUGUAUUAUAGAUGUAUGUUUGAAAUAAAUGUUAUUUGACAGACAGACAGACAGACAGACAGAACUCCUGUGCAAAUUAUCAAAGAAGUCAUCGGACAAAGUGGGACGACCGAACGCUGCAGAGUUUAUCGACUUCUGGUCCAAACGCUUUUCUAUUCAGCUCCAGAAGUGUAAUGUUAGAGUCAUCUCUAAAAAGCAAUCUUUGCUGUCUAAAGACAACAGAUGUGACCUCUUUGCCACCCAGUA
Molecule: messenger RNA, 1397 nt
Organism: Corticium candelabrum
Lineage: Eukaryota; Metazoa; Porifera; Homoscleromorpha; Homosclerophorida; Plakinidae
Product: serine/threonine-protein kinase 38-like
Exons: 5
Coding region: 276-545 (89 amino acids)
Biological process (GO): peptidyl-threonine phosphorylation; actomyosin structure organization
Cellular component (GO): cytoskeleton; cytoplasm
Molecular function (GO): protein serine/threonine kinase activity
Source: RefSeq, a predicted model, not a curated record